AUGGACGUCCCGUCGUGGCACCCCGCGAAUCAGAACGCCGACGCGCUGCGGCGCCUCGCAAUGAGCGGCGGCGGCCGUCCCAAGCGCACCGAGUUCAAGGACGUGGACACGCUGACGGAGGCGGAGCGGGCGAUGGUCGUCAAGGACGAGAGCGCGUCGCAGGGCGGCGGUCGCGGCCUCUUGGACCCGUCGGACCGGUUGUACCUCGUGGAGCAGACGCUGUUGGAGCAACAGGCGGCCGAUCGGGAGCAACGGGAGCGCUAUGACGCACUGCAGACGUUUCGUUCCAAGGCUCUGGAAGUGCACGCUCGGAAGACGUCGGUGCCGGAGCUGGUGGUGCAAAAGCCAUCAGCGCCUCCUAAGGUGGCUAAGCCAGUGGUUGUGGUGGUGCCAAAGGCCAAGAAGAGGACGUCAACGACGGCCGAAAUGACCGUGAAGACUAAGAUGAGGAAGAAGAGUCGAUCUGGGACGCGUGCGGGACCAACGGAGAAGGCAAAAGCUGCAGGUGGCGAGUGUGGAUUCGAUGGUGCAGCUGACCGGAAACGAGCGACUGCGAACGGCGAUGUUGGAGUACCGGUAGGACCGAGUGCCGUAGCGGGACUCGUUGACGGCUACUCUAGUGAUGACUAG
Hyaloperonospora brassicae is the source of this 630-nucleotide messenger RNA. NCBI's taxonomy places the organism in Eukaryota, Oomycota, Peronosporomycetes, Peronosporales, Peronosporaceae. The record is from the annotation of a GenBank genome assembly.